Prosopis cineraria is the source of this 1957-nucleotide messenger RNA. RefSeq names its product protein DETOXIFICATION 55-like. The transcript is spliced from 2 exons. The coding region runs from base 160 to 1695 and encodes 511 amino acids. Gene Ontology annotation, cellular component: membrane. The record is from RefSeq and is a predicted model, not a curated record. Gene Ontology annotation, molecular function: antiporter activity; xenobiotic transmembrane transporter activity. Gene Ontology annotation, biological process: xenobiotic detoxification by transmembrane export across the plasma membrane. NCBI's taxonomy places the organism in Eukaryota, Viridiplantae, Streptophyta, Magnoliopsida, Fabales, Fabaceae.
CUCUUUUCUCAUCAUAUUUGGUGCUUUUGUAGGUCAUAUGUGUAUCUGUGGAGAAAGAACAGACACCCACUAUCUCCUUCUUGUUCUUCAUCAUUAAACCACCCAAAUUCCCACACAUACGGAACCAAUCCAACAAAAGCAAAAGAUCACUUUGGAUCCAUGAUGCUUGCAGAGGAGAAAUCCCAACAAGCAUACCCGACACUUGCUGAGGUAAUGGAGGAGCUAAAGAGAGUGGGAGAGAUAGGGCUCCCAAUAGCAGCGAUGUGCCUAGUGAGCUACCUCAAGAACAUGAUCCUCGUCGUGUGCAUGGGCAAGUUGGGAAGCCUUGAGCUAGCCGCCGGUUCUUUAGCCAUUGGCUUCACUAACAUCACCGGUUACUCCGUCCUCUCCGGUCUCGCCGCCGGCAUGGAGCCUCUCUGCGCCCAAGCCUUCGGUUCCAGAAACUUCUCCUUACUCUCUCUCACGCUUCACAGAACCAUCCUCAUCCUCUUACUAGCUUCCCUCCCGAUUUCUCUCCUAUGGAUCAAGCUCGAACCUUUGAUGCUCUGUCUCCACCAAAACCCAGACAUAACCUCAGUCGCUAGUCUCUAUUGUCGCUAUGCCCUCCCAGACCUCAUCGCAAAUAGCUUCCUUCAUCCUCUUCGUAUCUAUUUACGUAGUAAAGGCACCACUUGGCCACUAUUAUGGUGCACUUCACUAGCCACUCUUCUUCACAUCCCAAUAGUCAUCUUCUUCACCUUCAAGCUCCAACUUGGAGUACCAGGAAUCGCGAUCUCAUCUUUCGUCGCCAAUUUCAACACCCUCUUCUUCCUUCUCCUCUACAUGUACUUCUAUCCACGCGUCACCACCAGCAAAGACCCUUUGACUCUGUCCACGCCUCUUGUGAUGACGAACCGCCGCCGGUCGUUGGGGAGCGAAUGGGGCAUGCUUAUAAGGUUUUCAAUACAAAGCUGCGUCGGAGUUUGUCUGGAGUGGUGGUGGUACGAGCUCAUGACAAUCCUCGCCGGAUACUUGAAAAACCCUCGCGUGGCUCUUGCCACAUCGGGAAUAAUAAUCCAAACCACAUCGCUCAUGUACACGCUCCCGAACGCUCUGAGCGCGUCAUCGUCAACGAGAGUCGGGAACGAGCUCGGAGCUGGGUCGCCGAAAAAGGCGAGACUGUCAAGUACGGUGGCGUUAGGGUUGGCAGUGGUUAGCUCGAUGGUGGGGCUGGUGGGGACCACGGUGGGGAAAGAGAAAUGGGGUAGGGUUUUCAGCAGUGACAGAGAAGUGUUGGAGUUAACAAUGGCUGUGUUGCCCAUUAUUGGAGUGUGUGAGAUAGGGAAUUGUCCUCAGACAACAGGAUGUGGGAUAUUGAGAGGGAGUGCGAGAACCGGGAUAGGGGCAGGGAUAAACCUGUACGCGUUUUACUUGGUCGGAGCACCGGUGGGGAUAGCUUUGGGGUUUAUUUGGGAGCUAGGUUUGGUGGGUCUGUGUUAUGGCUUGCUUGCGGCUCAGAUCGCUUGUGUGGUGUCUAUUCUGCUUGUGGUGUACUACACUGAUUGGGAAAGGGAAUCCUUGAGGGCCAAAAGUUUGGUGGGAGAGAAUUAUUAUCAUGCAGAUCACGAUGAUGAAGAUGAGCAGCGAACAGUAGUGAAAUGUGAAGAAAGUGUCGUUGUGACUGUGAUCCAAGAGAACCACACCAACAAGCUCUGAUCAGUAACACUGACAAGAACCAAUUAAUGAUUGAUCUUCAUCUGCGGUUUUAUAUAGUAGUUAUAUUCGUACAGAAAGAACACAGAUUAAUUAAAGAUGUGAAUCUAUUAUGUAAGAAUUAUAUAUAUAUACAGUUACUACUUCAUUUGUAGUUUGUAGAGGAUCGGAUGGAUAUCACAUGCUUGGGCUCAGAAGCUGUGUCAGAAGAAAUAGAGAUUAGAGCUAGUUGGUUUCUACGUACCAAUUUUUUUUUUUUUUUGGA